CACACCCCUUCCCAGGAAAGGCCCUUCUUUGGGAAGGCCCCUAUCAUAGGAAGGGGUUAAGAAUGUUCCUCUGUGGGCUCUUAGGCCAGUGUAUCCUAGAGCCAACCGCCAAACUAGAGGUCUCUCUGAUGCUGUUAGCACCCACCACACCGAGGCAGGGAGAUGGAAUGGGACCCCGCCACCGUGCGAUGACACAAGCUAUCCGUGAGUCCAGUGAACUAGGAUCAAACUACUCUGUCUGUAGACGCUUUUUCAUCAUGAUAAAGUGUCACAGGCCUGUCACCGCUAUCCCAACUUCCGCUCGCGCCGAGACAAAGCAUUACCAAGAAAUCCGCCAGGGGGCAGUGGAGCGCUACUGAGGAGCUUCCGGUCUGACAGGUCAGAGGGUCCCCCACCCCGCCUGUGCCCUGAAGGAUCCGAUGAAUGAAGCUGAAAAUAGCUCUACAGCUUCGAACCCCAUGGCUCCUAGCUCCAGGGUCUGCAGUCUCGCCUGAGUCCCGCGUUCGGUGGCGCCAUCCCCCCUUCCAGCUUCCCCGCCGCUCCUUGGGUGCCUCGUGGGGACGCGGGCGACUAUGUCUGUGGCUCCGCGCUCGCUGAGCCAAGAAGCGUGUCCUCGGAUUUGAGAAAAAGAAACCCAACGAGGCGCUUUUAGUUCUCACCCCGCCAUCCCAAGGUUCCUCUGAAUGCGGGAAGGAACUCGCUACCUACAAGUUCCACCGAAGCCUACUCAGGAGAUGUUAAUGUGCUUGAGCCAGGAGCUGCACACGCAGGCCGAGGGAGAAGCUGAAAGAUCUGAUGGGAGCUGGAGGUCCAGCUGCUCUCCGGUGCCCACAGGGUGCCAGGAAUGAAACGACUGUAUGACCCUAUGUUUCCCAUGGCUCUUCCCAUAUACUGACCUGUUGUUUAUAAUGGCAUCCGAGACUGAGAAGACUCAUGCGUUACUGCAGUCCUGUAGCACGGAAUCUCUUAUUUCCAGCCUUGGUCUGGGGAUAUUUUGCCUAGUAGCUGACAGAAUUCUUCAGUUUCCCAUAAUUCAGCAAAAUGACUGGAUUCGUGCUCUCUCAGAUAACGCAGCACACUGUGUGAUUGGCAUGUGGUCUUGGGCAAUAGUCAUUGGAAUCAAGAAGAAGACUGACUGUGGAGAAAUCAUUUUAGCUGGAUUUCUAGCUUCUGUUAUUGAUGUGGACCAUUUUUUCCUCGCUAGAUCCCUGUCUUUAAAGGUGGCUUUGACUCUUCCACGAAGACCUUUCCUUCACUGUUCCACUGUGAUACCCAUCGUGGUUCUGACCCUGAAGCUUAUUAUGCACCUCUUCAAGCUCAAAGACUCCUGGUGCUUUCUCCCAUGGAUGUUAUUUAUAUCCUGGGCCUCCCACCAUAUCCGAGAUGGAAUUCGUCAUGGCUUAUGGAUAUGCCCAUUUGGAAAAACUUCUCCUUUGCCAUUCUGGCUUUAUGUAAUAACCACAGCAUCUUUACCUCAUCUCUGCUCAUUCAUUAUGUGUUUAACAGGGACCAGACAAGUGAUGUCUUCAAAACAUGGAAUUCGGAUUGAUGUCUGAGGUAAUCAGAUGAUUCAGGUGAUGAAAAUAAAUGGUAGCCAUACUAAAGUGGCUAUCUAAAAUCACAGUUAGGUACUUCUAUUAUUUAAUUAUAAUUCUUGAAUCCUAUUGCUCAGAAGGCAUGUAUAAUUUUUUAAAAAUCAUAUUUUUUAUAAUUCUAUUUCUCUCAUACUUGACACUUUAGUACAGUAAUAGAGUUCUAUUUAUUCCAUGAUAUGUUUUCUUUUUCUUUUUUUCUUUCUUUUUUUUUUUUUUUGACAGGCAGAGUGGACAGUAAGAGAGAGAGAUACAGAGAAAGGUCUUCCUUUGCCGUUGGUUCAUCCUCCAAUGGCCGCCGCAGCCGGCGCGCUGCGGCUGGCGCACUGCGCUGAUCCGAUGGCAGGAGCCAGGUACUUAUCCUGGUCUCCCAUGGGGUGCAGGGCCCAAGAUUUUGGGCCAUCCUCCACUGCACUCCCGGGCCAUAGCAGAGAGCUGGCCUGGAAGAGGGGCAACCAGGACAGAAUCCGGAACCCCGACUGGGACUAGAACCCGGUGUGCCAGCGCCUCAAGGCAAAGGAUUAGCCUAGUGAGCCACGGCGCCGGCUCCAUGAUAUGUUUUCAUCAUUUUUUCUGUUUCUGGCUUUACUUAUGCUUUUGUUAGAUGAACAUCAAGUUUAUUGGCUAAGAAUAUACCUCUAAGUCCAUUUCCUGAUGAAAAUAGCUCAAAUUUUAGGGUAACUAUUUGUGGAAACAGCAUUAUAUUUGAAUCUACAUUUUCCUGAGAUAUUUAAACAAUGAACUGGCCAAAAUGAGGUUAUGAAUAAGACAUGUAGUGCAUGCUGACAUGUGUUUAUUUCAUAAAUGUUGAUCCUAACUAAUUUGCAAAGUACUCUAUGGGUUAUGAUUACUAGCAAAAUUUGCUUCAGAACUCUUUUAGGAUAUCAUCCUUGCAAUAUUCGUAAAAGACAGUAACAUUAAGUCUUGAUUAUUAUUCUAGAAGCCGUUUUAGAAAAGAAUCAUUAUAAUAUGUUGAGUAUAGUGAGUAUAGUAACAUUUUACUAAAAUAGUAUUUUUUAUUAUCUUUGCCCAAGAAUCUCAUGUUAGUAUUUUAGCUGUUUGGGAAAAAUAAAAAUACAUUUCACAAAAUAUUUGUUAACAAAUAGCAUUAGCAAAAUAUGUUACUUGGACCAUAACCACAGAAUUUGAAUUCACACCAAAAAAAAAUCGGCAGUAAUGUCAUUUCAGAUGUAAACUCCAGAAUGUGUUAUUCCAUCUGUCUUAGUUGCUGUCAAUUUGUUUACAUAUUAUUAAAAAAUACUGUACAGGUUAAGCCAUUUUUUAAAAAUCUGUCUCAUACUUCAAGAGAAAACUUUUUUUUUUUUUCAAAAUAAAGUAGUUUUAGGAAAUUUGCUUUUUUCCUUUGGUCUUUCAGGGUGAUCUUCUGUUAACAUGGUUAACCUUUAUCAAAAAAAGGAAGAUUUAGUUGCUGUAAAUUUUACAUUUGUACACGUUUAUUAUUUUGAUGUUAAAAUCAGUACCCCAAAGGUACCUGCUUUUCUUUGUGGCAUAUAAGUACCAUCUGCUAGCUUUGUGGUUUAUGAUGCUAUUGAUUGUGUGCCUUAUUCUCUGAGAAAUGGUGGGUGAUUCAUAAAGCAAUGCCUUAUCCAAAGCAGGGUUUUCUUAUAGACUAAGUUAAACAGAGCUUUGUAAAUUGUUAUGAAGGUUAUAGCUCUUUAGGGAAGAAACUUGUUUUUUUUCAUAAUGUUAACAUAUUUAUUCCAUUAUGUUGCUAUGUUUUACAGUCUAUUAGAUUUUACAAUCUGUUGUUUGUUGUCUUCAAGAAUAAUCAUUAUGUGAAUUUGCUUUAUUGAUAUAAUAGCACAUAUAACAGUAGUAAAUCUGAUUAAAUUGGAGAUUUUUUUAAAAAAGCAUCUGAUUGAAGAAAUACGUGGAAAUAAAGUCUGUAUCUUGUGUAUCUUUGAGUAAA
Oryctolagus cuniculus (rabbit) is the source of this 3522-nucleotide messenger RNA. It is a transcript of the gene TMEM267, whose product is annotated as transmembrane protein 267. NCBI's taxonomy places the organism in Eukaryota, Metazoa, Chordata, Mammalia, Lagomorpha, Leporidae. The record is from RefSeq and is a predicted model, not a curated record.